AGAUUCAGCACCAGCUCUAGACUCAGCACCAGCUCUAGACUCAGCACCAGCUCUAGACUCAGCUCUAGACUCAGCACCAGCUCUAGACUCAGCACCAGCUACAGACUCAGCACUAGACUCAGCACCAGCUCUAGACUCAGCACCAGCUACAGACUCAGCUCUAGACUCAGCACCAGCUCUAGACUCAGCACCAGCUCUAGACUCAGCUCUAGACUCAGCACCAGCUCUAGACUCAGCACCAGCUCUAGACUCAGCUCUAGACUCAGCACCAGCUCUAGCUCUAGACUCAGCACCAGCACCAGCUCUAGACUCAGCUCUAGACUCAGCUCUAGACUCAGCACCAGUAUCCCAUCUCAAGGGAUAAUGAUCUUGUUCAACUUGUUGUGA
This is a messenger RNA of Lethenteron reissneri (Far Eastern brook lamprey), 387 nucleotides long. RefSeq lists its product as uncharacterized. The record is from RefSeq and is a predicted model, not a curated record. NCBI's taxonomy places the organism in Eukaryota, Metazoa, Chordata, Hyperoartia, Petromyzontiformes, Petromyzontidae.